CCACGUGACCAGCAACAAAAAUCCAUGGCGGCGCACUGUUCUGCAGGACUUUUAGCAAGAUCAGGAUUGGGGUCCUUACUACGGAGAGUAUGUUGUGGUCCCUCAACAGCCCUGCUGUGUCAGCAACGUCGUCGCUUCUUCUGGAGAAAGUGGAAAAGUUCUCAAAAUGUAGUUCGUCCUGCGACUGUGAGGCCUGCUUAUGCAGUACCAAAGCACAUUGUGCGGCCCGACUAUGUAGGCACUGGUCUGGUCCCAGAAUGGCCAGACUACAUAGAAAUCAAAGGUCAAGAGCAGAUUGAAGGUCUUGCCAGAGCAUGUCAGCUAGCAAGACAAGUACUGCUGCUUGCUGGAAGCAGUCUCAAGGUUGGUAUGACAACAGAUGAAAUAGACUUCAUCGUGCAUCAGGAUAUAAUCAAGCACAAUGCCUACCCAUCCCCUCUGAGAUAUGGAGGUUUCCCAAAGUCGGUGUGUACAUCUGUGAACAACGUGGUCUGUCAUGGCAUACCUGACAGUCGGCAACUUCAAGAUGGAGAUAUUAUCAACAUCGAUGUCACUGUAUACCUGGAUGGUUACCAUGGUGACACCUCAGAAACCUUCUUAAUUGGCCAGGUGGAUGAAGUUGGGCAGCGACUGGUGGAAACAGCCAGACGUUGCAGAGAUGAGGCAAUCGCUACUUGCAAGCCUGGUGCACAGCUUUGUGUUAUUGGAAACACUAUCAGUGAAAUAGCCCAUGCCAGUGGCUUUCAGGUCUGUCCUUAUUUCAUUGGGCAUGGAAUUGGCUCCUACUUUCAUUGCCAUCCUGAGAUCUGGCACCAUGCUAACGACAAUGACAUGACUAUGGAUGAAGGGAUGGCUUUUACAAUAGAGCCCAUACUGAUGGAGGGUUCUGCAGAGUUUAAAAUCCUGAAGGACAAGUGGACAGCGGUGUCUGCAGAUGAUAAAAGGUCGGCUCAGUUUGAACACACGGUGGUCAUCACAUCUGACGGAGUGGAGAUUCUCACUAGACUACCAGAAGAGAGCAAUCUCUGACCUGCACAACUCUACCUCCUUACCCUUUCAUGAAAUGUUAGAAAUCUGUUUACACACUACAACAAAACACGGCCAAGGGACUUAAAUGAUGACUCACCAAGACUCAAAUGUAUUUCUACCUUUACAGUUAGAAACACGUUUUAUAUGUUUCUUCCUGUAAAGUAUUAUAAAUAAAACCAUUAAAUCAAAUUUCUUAUUUAUUUUUAAAAUAAAAAUGGGCUCAUCACACGUACAGUAUCUGUAUAUUCACGUUGACUAAGGUGGUAUUUUUACUCGAGACUGGAACAUAGAGAGAAAGUGUCUGCAUCUUUAAUCUUAGUAUGGGAAUCCAAUGCUGCCGGGAUUCAGUCUUUCCUUAUGUUAGCCCCUCCAGUGGUCAAAUUGAAUAUAAUUAUUUCAAACUGA
This is a messenger RNA of Labrus bergylta (ballan wrasse), 1434 nucleotides long. It is a transcript of the gene metap1d, whose product is annotated as methionyl aminopeptidase type 1D (mitochondrial). Lineage: Eukaryota; Metazoa; Chordata; Actinopteri; Labriformes; Labridae. Gene Ontology annotation, molecular function: metalloaminopeptidase activity. Gene Ontology annotation, cellular component: mitochondrion. The record is from RefSeq and is a predicted model, not a curated record. Gene Ontology annotation, biological process: proteolysis.